UAACUAAACCUAAAGCCUACUCCAAAAUCCCAACACCGUGACAAAUUUCAGUGUUAGACAGACAUGUCUUUCCUCACUCUCUUUCUUCUCCUCCUACUCCCUCUCACGGCAAUCUCUUCCAUCCACGAUCUCCUCCAGAGCCAAGGCCUCCCGGCGGGGCUCUUCCCAGAAAGCGUGAAAACAUACAGUCUUGACCAAUCGGGUCGGCUUGAGGUGCAUCUGGACCAGCCAUGCUUGGCCAAGUUUGAGACCCGAGUGUACUUUGACAGCGUUGUCAAGGCUAACCUCAGUUUUGGUGGGCUUAAAGGGUUGGAGGGUCUGUCCCAGGAAGAACUCUUUCUAUGGCUGCCGGUGAAGGAUAUCAUAGUGAACGAUCCCUCUUCAGGGCUCAUUUUGUUUGAUAUUGGUGUUGCUCAUAAACAGCUCUCUCUCUCUCUCUUUGAAGACCCUCCAGUGUGUAAAUCUCAAGGCAUGGUAUUGAAGAAGGAUGGAAGAAACAAGAACAAGAUGGGUUUUCAAGUUCAGAGAUGAUCGAAACUCUUUCAUAUGAGAGAUCAUGUCCAUUUCUUUUUGUUUGGUUUUCUUUUCUCAGCAAAGAAAAUUUGGAGUAAAGUUUACCGAUCGAUAAUGUUAGGGCUGUAAAAAUUGAGAACUGAGUGUAAUAUUUUGGAAUUUAAAAGCAAAAAUUUCCGAACUCCUA
Molecule: messenger RNA, 700 nt
Organism: Juglans regia (Persian walnut)
Lineage: Eukaryota; Viridiplantae; Streptophyta; Magnoliopsida; Fagales; Juglandaceae
Exons: 2
Coding region: 64-531 (155 amino acids)
Source: RefSeq, a predicted model, not a curated record